Molecule: messenger RNA, 1958 nt
Organism: Etheostoma spectabile (orangethroat darter)
Lineage: Eukaryota; Metazoa; Chordata; Actinopteri; Perciformes; Percidae
Product: cytochrome P450 3A56
Exons: 13
Coding region: 56-1684 (542 amino acids)
Molecular function (GO): steroid hydroxylase activity; heme binding; oxidoreductase activity, acting on paired donors, with incorporation or reduction of molecular oxygen
Source: RefSeq, a predicted model, not a curated record
ACUGACUGUAUAAAACACACCAGCACAACACAUCCAUGACAUUUCGUCAAUAUCCAUGCAGUGUAAAACCCUAAAUGAUGACGUCAUAAUACAAGCCUCUAGAAACGCACUUCGCGAAAAAAACUUCCUUGAUUACUCCGCACACGCCCUGAAGCCUCGGCACGGCACAGUGCACUCGGCAGUCAACAUGGUUGUCUUUACCUUGUUUUCAGCAACCACCUGGACUUUGCUGGCUCUCUUCUUCACCAUCUUGAUACUGUAUGGCAUUUGGCCAUAUAGGUUUUUCAGAAAACUGGGAAUACCCGGACCAAGACCGUUGCCUUUCAUUGGAACAAUUCUAAACUUCAAAAAGGGAAUACUUUCUUUUGACCGUGAGUGCCAAGCCAUGUAUGGGGACGUCUGGGGGCUGUUUGAUGCACGGUCACCAAUUUUAAUGGUGGCAGACCCUGAGAUUAUCAAAACUGUUAUGGUGAAGGAGUGCUACUCCGUGUUUACCAACCGCAGGGAAAAUAUAAUUUCAGGACCUUUGUCUGAUGCAAUUACAACAGUUAAAGAUGAAAGGUGGAAAAGAAUACGGAGCACUUUGUCACCGUGCUUCACCAGCGGAAGACUGAAACAGAUUUUUCCGAUUGUUGUUCGCUAUGCAGACCAACUCACAAAAAAACUGGGACAAACCAAUUUGGAUGAACCUGUCGAUGUCAAACAAUUCAUGGCACCUUAUAGUUUAGAUGUUGUGACCAGUGCAUCUUUCAGUGUUGAAGCAAACUCCAUAAACAAUCCAGAUGACCCACUUAAUCUUCAUCUCAAGAAGAUUCUCAACUUCAGACUGUGGCAUGUUAUUUUCCUAAUGAUAUUUCCCUUUGGUGCCAGCCUGAUGAAGCUCCUAAAAAUUGACAUUAUGCCCAGACUAAGUGUGGAUUUUUUUUACAACAUCAUCAAGAGAUUCAAAGACAAGCAUCGUGAAGAGAAAUCUAAUCAAGCAGACUUCCUGGAGGUGAUGGUUCAGAAUGAGAUUCCAGAAACAGAGAUAAAGAGUGAACACGAUCAGCCAAGUAAAGGUUUGACUGAACACGAGAUCCUCUCCCAGGCCUUGAUCUUCAUCUUUGGUGGCUACGAAACCACCUCUGUCACUCUCACGUACAUCCUUUACAAUCUGGCCACCAACCCUAAAGCGCUGCAGAUCCUGCAUCAAGAAAUCGAUGCCAGCCUAUCGAGAGAUGCUCCCGUUACAUACGAGGAUCUGAUUGGUCUUCAGUACCUAGACCAGGUUAUUUGUGAGUCCCUGCGUUUGAUUCCCACUGCACCUCGGCUUGAGCGAAUAUGCAAAAAAACAGUCACGAUCCACGGCCUCACCAUCCCUGAAGGAACAAUAGUUGGGAUUCCUGCGCACAUGUUACACAUGGAUCCACGCUUUUGGAGCUCACCUGAGCAUUUCAGACCAGAGAGGUUCAGUAAAGACAAUGGGGACGAGGUGAACCCGUGCACGUACAUGCCGUUUGGGCUCGGUCCUCGUAACUGUGUCGGGAUGCGCUAUGCUGUCCUCACCGUGAAGAUGGUUCUUGUCAGUCUCCUGCAGAGUUACACGUUGGAAACAUGCAAAGACACUGUGAUUCCGUUGGAGAUGGACUGGAUGUUUCGGCCCAAACAGCCAAUAAAACUCAAGUUUGCUCCCAGACAACAGUAGUCCAGAGAGAGCCUCUCAAAAUAUACCUUGCCUCUAUUAUAAGAUAAUUCCAAUCAAACUCAGAUAUGUUUUAAAAUACUGACAAGUUGAGAUUUAAAGUUUUGUCAAGUGUUUAUACUACUGACACUCAUAUACUCAGUACUUAACUCAACGCACCUUGAUUAGCUGAUUUCUCUUGCAAUGUUAAUGAAUCUAUCAUAUUUCAUUCACUUCUCUGCUUUUAUACAUUUUCUUGAAUGUUUAUUUUUACUAUAACUUGAUGUUAAAAAGCACA